Messenger RNA from Dentiscutata erythropus, 144 nucleotides. Lineage: Eukaryota; Fungi; Glomeromycota; Glomeromycetes; Diversisporales; Gigasporaceae. The record is from the annotation of a GenBank genome assembly.
AUGGCUUUUCAACCUAUUGUUGAACAAAUUGAAACAAUAACUUUAGAAGAAGUCACAAAUUCUAAUGAAGAAAAAGCAGUCGAAAAUGUAUAUAGAAUUGCAGAUGAACUGCUUGCAACUAAGAUUAAAAAGAGAGAAAUGUAA